GCCUAUAUAAGCUCCCUUGUCUAGGCCGAUCACAAGCCUUCUCUAGCUCUCGCCAUCUCCCCCUUCUCCCUCUCUCGCUCUCAAUUUUCCUGUAGGAACGAUCCGAGAGAGCCGCGCAAAUCUCCAAUCAUGUUGGUCUACCAGGAUCUCCUCACCGGUGAUGAGCUUCUCUGGGAUUCGUUUCCCUACAACGAAAUUCAGAAUGGAGUAUUGUGGGAAGUUGAGGGAAAGUGGGUUGUCAAGGGCGCGGUUGACUUUGACAUCGGUGCCAAUCCCUCAGCUGAGGGUGGCGAGGAUGAAGGUGUUGAUGAUCAAGUUGUCAAGGUGGUCGAUAUUGUCGACACAUUUAGACUCCAGGAGCAACCUGCCUUUGACAAGAAGCAAUUCGUCACCUACAUGAAGAGGUACAUCAAGUUGUUGACAGCCAAGCUGGAGGGGGAGAAACAAGAAGAAUUCAAGAGGAACAUUGAGGCGGCAACUAAGUACCUUCUUUCUAUGCUAAAGGACCUUCAAUUCUUCGUUGGGGAGAGCAUGCAUGAUGAUGGCAGUCUGGUAUUUGCUUACUACAAGGAAGGUGCCACUGAUCCGACAUUUUUGUACCUUGGUCACGGAUUGAAGGAAAUCAAGUGCUAAGAAACUGGGCUAUGCUGCCAGGUCAACCUAUGUUUUCUGUAGUUUUAGCUAUUUAUUGAAGGACAUGGUUUUGGAUGGUUUGUAUUGGAUGACUUGUGGGCUUCAAUAAGCCCUGGUGUUUUGAUUGAAUGUUACGCUCGUGCUGUGCUGCUU
Messenger RNA from Rhodamnia argentea, 786 nucleotides. Its product is annotated as translationally-controlled tumor protein homolog. The record is from RefSeq and is a predicted model, not a curated record. Bases 130 to 633 code for a protein of 167 amino acids. Gene Ontology annotation, cellular component: cytoplasm. Gene Ontology annotation, molecular function: calcium ion binding. The transcript has 5 exons. NCBI's taxonomy places the organism in Eukaryota, Viridiplantae, Streptophyta, Magnoliopsida, Myrtales, Myrtaceae.